Molecule: messenger RNA, 2133 nt
Organism: Ostrinia furnacalis (Asian corn borer)
Lineage: Eukaryota; Metazoa; Arthropoda; Insecta; Lepidoptera; Crambidae
Product: zinc finger protein draculin-like
Exons: 4
Coding region: 508-2025 (505 amino acids)
Biological process (GO): regulation of transcription by RNA polymerase II
Cellular component (GO): nucleus
Molecular function (GO): DNA-binding transcription factor activity, RNA polymerase II-specific; zinc ion binding
Source: RefSeq, a predicted model, not a curated record
UAAUAUUACAGUCACCUUGGGUAUUUUAUUAUGAAUAUCAGGGUAACUUUCAGCAGUAAAAAAUGUAUGCACUACAAUCUACAAUGCCUGAAAUUCAAAGAAAGGUACCCAAGAUAACCGUUAUAACUUUACUGUAACUAAUAAUUUGAUAUAGAACCUCCUCCUUUUUUGAAGUCGGAUAAAAAAUAUUUCGUCCCCUUUUCAUAGAGGAAUUAUUUUUGUUUUCUGCCUCGAAAAGCGUUUUGUUUUUCCACCUGCACCUCAUCAAAAUGACAUAUUUUCUCCUUUUUUUUUCGAUUAUGAUUUUGCCUAAGUUACUUCACUAGCCACUGGCCAACAUGGCGAUACUUAUUUUAACCAAUCGCGUUGAAGUAAGCCAAGCCCAAGUGAUACGUGAUUGGUGCUUUAGUUAGCUGUCAUGGUUUGACACAUUUUGUGAGACACGCUCAAAAAUAUUAAAUAAAUUUUCAGCUGUUUUCACCAAAAUGAUUUUUCUAGUUCCAAAAAAUGGAUUUUUUACAGGAACGCGAUAAUACAACUGAUACAGAGUCUAGUUACGGCCACUGCCGAUGUUGUUUAGAAGAAGGCUACCACAGGAACAUCACCAAAGCUUAUCUAAGCAGUGGUUCUAAAGAAAUCUACGCGGAUAUUUUAUUAGAUUGUUUCAAUGUUUUUCUAUCAACACAUACCAACCUAAGCACACUAAUAUGCUCCGACUGCGUGGCCCAGUUGCGGGCAGCGAGGGACUUCAAGGCGUUGGUGUUACGGACGGAGGAGCAACUCAUGGAGGAGCUACAGAAAUGCGACAACGAGCAGAUGGUUCUAGUCAAUGUGCCCAUACCAAAGGAAACGUUAGGGACAACGGUAGGCUUCAAAAUUGAAGUCAACGACUUUGGAAACUUCACUGAGACCAAGCAGGAUGCUGAGAGUGACGAAUGUGCGCAAGAGGUGACAAUUACACUAAACGAUGAUAGCAACUCUGAUACGCAGAUCAGCUGGAAUGAUUCAAAUAAGCCACCCAAGCAGACCCAACUCCACAUAGAUCCUAAAGAACGGCUCAAAAGAGCCCUAAUCGUGAACACCUACAAUUUACUACAAUUCUCUAACGCCACACUUUUCAGAAGCAAAAUGCGUUCCGCUGGUUUCCCCUGUUUCUACUGCAGAGAGUCAUUUGAAGAAUUUGACCAUCUGAGGCAACACCAAACCGAACUGCAUCCAAAAGUUUCGCUUUUAAGAACUCUGAAAUUAUACACUGCAGAAACUUUAGUUGUAUAUGCAGACGUUCAAGACUUAAAAUGCACUGUCUGCGAUAUUACGAUACCGAGUCUUAAAGAAUUCAAAGAGCAUCUCAUAGAAAUACACAAGAAUAAGUUUUAUUCUAAUGUCACGGAUCGAGUUGUGCCAUUCAAAGUGCUCGAGAAUUACUUUGAAUGUCAAAUCUGUGCGUUCAACUUUGAGACGUUUGGUUCGAUAGAAAAACACAUGAACACACACUACAGAAACUAUGUGUGCAAUUUCUGCGGUGCAGGUUUUAUAACCACCAUGCGAUUGAAAAAACAUAUGGAUACUCGACACAGAGACGGGACUUUUCCAUGCGACAGUUGCAAAAAGGUGUUCAGAACGCAGCAAAAAUUGAGGUACCACGUUGAUUUUGUUCAUAAAAUGCUCAAAAAGGUUAAAUGUUCUAAGUGCACAGAGCGGUUUUCAGAUUAUUUUUUACGGAAGAAACAUAUGGUGAAAGUUCACGGAGAGAAACCAGUGGUUUACCGUUGUAAUGUGUGCAAUAAAGGGUAUCAGAGACGGUAUACUCUCGCCUGUCAUAUGAAGAGGCACAUGGAGCUGAAAGACGUCAAAUGUGACAUUUGUACAUAUUCAUGUUACAACAAGACUGAGUUGAGGGAGCACAUGUUGAAACACUACAAAUCGAACAUAGAACGGUCAUACGUAUGCUCCAUCUGUAGCAAGAAUUAUUCGAGAAGGAAGUCGUUGAAAAUACACAUGAAAAGUCAUAUGGACGUUAUGUGAGAGCACUACAGGUUUAAUUAUUUAAAUAGCUGAUGAUAUGGUGACAUAGCCCGAUGGAUUAGCAAGCUGAAGUGGCAAUGGGCAGGGCACAUAGUACGCAGAACUGAC